AUGAAGACUCGCCUGACGACGCUUACAUGGCGUGGAUCCGCAUCGGUCGAUCCACGGUUUUCGGCCGCAAUGCUACCGUGGUCCAUUGCCGACAUUAGAAACCACGAAAGUUAUGUAACGCUAUCGGUCGGCGUGGAGGAUGGCGUGCUGGCAGCAUACAACACGGACUUUGAGCUACAGUUCGAGCACAAGCUGAAAUACAUUCUCGGCUACUGCAGAGUGAUCGUGAAGCAGGAGAAGGGCAAAAAGAAUGCCGACUUUCUUAUACCGAAGGCGGCCAGCACACGACCACAGCCGAUUACGGUCGGCAACGACAAUGUGGCGGAAAUCUUUGGGCCCGAGUUUGGGCUGGUGUAUCUGCUGAAAAAUCCCCAGGAUCCGCUGCUACACAUACACUUUUACGAGUGCGAAAAGUAUGACCAGAUGGCCGAACUGAUACAGCAGAUGCGUGAUCCGGCCACGAUCGGGGGUGGCUCGGUCGGCAGCAUACCGCAGAGCAUCGUGUCCUCCAGUGCGAACCCAAACGACCUCCAGAAGGCGCUCCGCAACCAGGGCAUCCAUUCGACGCCGGCCUCCAAUCUGAAGCUUUCGGAACAGAUGCGUCACGCACAGCACGACAGCAGCCCCACGUUGGCGUACCAUCCGCCAUCGCAGCAGCCGCACCCGCACCAGAACGGUGGCCCGAACCGGUUGGCCACAUCGAAGAGCUACUCCGGCGGGUUAAACCAUUCGACCGGCGGUGUGAACGGUCCGACCAGCAGCAGCAGCAUCUCGUCCAGCCUCUCCUCACUGCCGGACAUAUCGGCGAACAACUCGCAGUUCUUCGAGGUGCUGUACGUCGGCAAGAUCAAGGUGUCGCACAAGCGUGUACCGUGCACCUUCAUCGAUGAUGCGCUGCCCAAGUUCAAGGCGUACGAUGCGGAGAAGCUGCGCCAGCAGCAGGAAGCCACACGGAAGCAAAGCACACCCGUCGCUGGGGAAUCGACUGCCGGCACGGAGGGGGAAACGCGGCGCAGCGAGUCCGAUGAUAGAGGCGCGGAGUCCACGCCGCCCGCACCGGACGAUCCACCCGAAGUCUUCCAGGGUCGUCGGGUCAGCACGUUCGAUAUACCUACGAGGAAACUCGAGAAUGGUACCGUGGGAGAAGACAAUGCGUUCGGCCGCGGUAAAGAACAGCCCAAGGUAGAGGACACCUGCACCGCCAGGGUGCAGCAACAGAAGGAACAAGUGCAGGAGCAUCCGCCACAGGCAACAGCUGCUGCAGCAACAUCCAACACAGAGCGUGUGUCCAGUAAAGAGACAAAGUCACCAACGGUCCAAGAUGAGGAGGCCCCGGUACGACGUGAUCGUUCAGCUUCCAUCGGUUCGAUACCGGUGGUGGAACAGAACCGUACGAUGGUGUUCCUGAUCGGGCAAACCGAUCUGCGCCUGAUCAGCCCCGAUCGCAAGCAGGUACUGCUGCACAAAGCGUUCCGCGAUGUGGCCAGCUGCGUGCACGGGCACAAAAAUGCCGACCACUUCGGCAUUAUCUGCCGGGAUGUCAACAACGACGGUUACAUCGGGUACGUGUUCAAGUGUCAGUCGGAACAGGUCGCCGCCGACAUCGUGCUGGCCAUCUCGCUCGCCUUCACGGCCUGCUCCGAGCAGAAGCAGAAGGACAAGGCAGCGGCACAGAUAUUCUCCUGCGAGCACUGCCCGAUGCUGUGGUACCACAAGCUGUGCACCGAUACCGAGGGCCAUAGCGACAAGAAGACGCAGUACAUGAUCUUCAAGCGCAUCGACACAACGCUCACCGAGGACGAGCAGCGUCUGCUGAUGGAGAAGUACCACGGGGCGGAGGAGGCGGCCGGCAGCAGCUUGGGGGAGCAGAAUCAAUUUCUGAUGAUGCUGUUGCGGGCCCACUGCGAGUCGAAGCAGCAGCGGCACGUGCACGAUACGGUCGAACACAGGACCGAGUUCUUGAAUCAGUAUCUUGGUGGCAGCGGUAUCUUCAUGAAGGCGAAACGGUCGCUUACCAGCUCGUUUGACCAUCUGCUGAAAAGGCGUACCAGCAGGGACGAUUUCGUGGCGGGAAGCCUGAAGGAUUCGAGCUCAACCGGUGAGCUGAAGGAGGGCGGCUUCGAACCGGUUACACGCGCACGGGCCUCGACGAUCGGGUCUAGCCCGUCAAUGGGACGCAAGAAUUCCGACCUCGGCAAUGGGACCACGCCACAGCUGAAGUCACCCAUGAUGGAUAUCUUCAUCAAGGUGGGCAACAACCCGAGAGACCACAGCCACGCCGGGUCUUGGAGGCAGGCGAUGCUGCAUCGUGUGGUGACCCCGUCGAAGAACAUGAAAAGCGGCCCCGAGGAAUACAUGUCACCGUUGCGUGCUACCGGCACGCCGGCCAAAAAGCGUACCCGGGAGGAGCUGCGGGAGCUGUGGCGCGUCGGCAUCAAGCAAACGAUCAUCCUGAACCGCAUGGAUAAGGAGAAUGCCCAUCUGCAGGCGCGCCAGAACGAGAUCAAAUCGAACGAGAUACGCCGCGUCAAGCUGGAGUACGAUGAGAUCACGGUUUGCGACAAGCGGUCGGCCGAGCAGUGGGACGCACUGCUGGAUAACUGCGCGCCGGGUGCCGCCCCAGCCAACCAGGCGCUGCUGUACCAGACGAUGAGAAAUGGUGUGCCACGGUCGCGGCGCGGUGAAAUCUGGAUGUAUCUGGCAGAGCAGUACGCGUACCAUCAUCCCGAACCGAUCGACACAACCAACUUCCCGAACUUCAACACACCGUACCAUGUGCUGCUGAAGAACUUGACCGAACACCAGCACGCCAUCUUCAUUGAUUUAGGUCGUACAUUCCCGGAUCACAAGUACUACAAGGACGCACUCGGGGUUGGGCAACUCUCGCUGUUUAAUCUGCUGAAGGCAUACUCCAUUCUCGAUCCGGAGCUGGGUUACUGUCAAGGGUUAGGAUUUAUCUGCGCCGUUUUGUUGCUGCACCUCGAAGAAGCCGACGCGUUCGAGCUGCUCAAGCAUCUGAUGUUCCGGCGGGAAAUGCGCGCCAAGUAUCUGCCGGACAUGAAGCAGUUUCAGCUGCAGCUGUACCAACUGUCCCGGCUGCUCAAAGACCACAUACCGGAGCUGUACGACUGGUUCGAUCAGCAUGACAUUUCGCAAACCCUGUACGCCGCCCCCUGGAUACUGACCGUGUUCAGCUCCCACUUUCCGCUCGGUUUCGUCGUGCGCGUGUUCGAUCUGCUGUUUCUCGAAUCGUUCGACGUGUUCUUCCGGUGUGCGAUCGCACUGCUGGAGGCCCACAAGGAGCCGCUGAUGCAGCGUGACAACUUCGAGGACAUCAUGAGCUACCUGAAGAACAUCAUACCCAAGAUCGAUGCCGAUGUGAUGGAGAAGGUUUUUCGGGAUGUGUUCCGGUGCGAUUUCUCGCGUCAGCUGAUCGAAUACCAGGUCGAAUAUAAUGUGCUGCAGGAAGAGAUGUCGUCCCAGAACUACUACCGGGAGAGCCACAACCGGUUGAAGGAGGAACACCAGCAGCUCAACACGCAGCUCCAGUUCACACAGUCCAGCUUGAUGCAGCUGGAAAGCACGCGCCUACUGCACCAGGAACAGAUCCACUCGCUACAGACGCAGGUGCAAACGCUCGAAAACACCGUCCACACGCUCGUUAGGUUCAUCGAGCAAACGGUUGACACACGUGCGGACUUUGUGCUGCCGAACGACGUCUGUCGCAUUAUCCAGCAGGUCCAGGAACUCCAGCAGCAGCAGCUGCAGCAACAGCAAAAGAAACGCUCACCGAUAUUCGUCGACCGGAAGAUUGGCAAAUCGAUCUCGUUCAACAGCAACCUGGGCCUGGCGCUGAACGUGCUGGAGGAAGCGAACGAACCGGACGGCCCCGGCACGCCGACGAAGAAAAGGCAUCCCUACUUUCAGCACUCGUUCAACCAGAUGCGCCAGCAGCGAGACAGUCUGUGGCUGCACAAGCUCGACGAAUGUAACAGCACCAGCCCAGAGCAUGGUGCGGGCAACGGUACGGCCAGCACAUCCCAGUCCUCUGCCAGCAUCAAGGCACUGUCCGGCAACAGCGAUGACAGCGGUAUAGCGACCCCGAUAAGCCCCCAGCUGCAUGCACCGUCGACCACCCCGAUGGUGGCGGAAAGUCGACCGCUGGUCCCGUUCGAAAACCAUCCGCUCAGCAGCUGUGGCGAUGUGGCGGUACAGUACAACGGCACAACGCAGCUAAAGUCGCUGAAACCACGCGCGCAAUCACGCCACGGUUCCGUCUCGUCGAUCGUCAGCGAAGCGGGCAACGAACCGCGGCCCCAGGUCGCGACGGACCGAAGUUAA
Molecule: messenger RNA, 4341 nt
Organism: Anopheles marshallii
Lineage: Eukaryota; Metazoa; Arthropoda; Insecta; Diptera; Culicidae
Gene: plx
Product: TBC1 domain family member 4
Exons: 10
Coding region: 1-4341 (1446 amino acids)
Source: RefSeq, a predicted model, not a curated record